AUGAACGACAACCCCGAAGACAGACAGACGAAGAUCCAUAUCUUUUGGAUGAUCUACAUGCUUGACAAGACGCUUUCGCUACGUUUGGGCCGCUCAAGUAUCCUCCAGGACUGGGACAUAUCGUUACCAUUUGUAGUAUCCAGCGACAAGCACGCCGAAUCAAGCGCCUUCUUGUCGUACUGGAUUAAGGUUGCGCGAGUCCAGGGCCUGACAUACGAGAAGCUAUUUUGCCCUGCCGCCUUUGCAAAAUCGACGGAAGAGCGCACGCGAAUCGCGAUCGAACUUGUCAACAGUCUUAACCAAGCCUGGUACGAGCGUGGGGAUGCGUCGAUCGUCGACUUUUCGCAGCAAGGCCAAACAUAUCAUCUCGGUACGCCGAGAUCGAACAAAAUAGGCAACAGUCCAAAUGAGACACCACUCCCGUCUCAAUACAAGCGCUAUGUGCACAAAUCUCUGGGUAAAGAAGGACCAGAAGUCAACGAAUACGUUCAGGGCUCUUUCGAGAGAGUCCAAGACAUCUUCUUCCACUCCGAUGUCGUCAUGCACUAUUCCACCUGUGCGCUCAUACAGCGCGCGGUCAGUCCAGGAAAUAUGAGCUUUAAUCAGGAGUGCCUCGAAUCCUCGAGAGCGGCCCUUGUCGCCCAUAUGAGGGCUAGUGCACAGUUCAACAAAAAGGGCCAGGAGGACUUCUGGUCGGGAUAUGUACACUGGUCGGUUCUUCAGGCACCGUUCACACCUUUCAUCGUGAUAUUCUGCCACUCCAUCCAAAAGGCCGAUACGUCCGACGUUGAGCCAGAUCUAAACUCCCUUUCCGAGUUUGUCGGCAGCCUGGAAUCUUGCCGCACGAUUUCCGAAGGCGCAGACAAGCUCUACAAGAUGUGCCAUCUUUUCCUACGAGUUGCCAGGCUCUACGUCACAGCUAAGAAACAGGAUGCUGCGUCAAGAUCACAGGGAAUUAUGCAAAAUAACCAGUCAGGGUAUUACACGACCGUUGAUGGCACGCAGCUGGACCUCAACGCAAUGUCUCAGUUCGAUCCGUAUCUUAGUGCGCUUGGAUUGAUGCCUGAUAUCGCAUGGCCCACGACAUAUCCCAACGCUUCGACUGCAGCCACAACGACCGCGUUUGAGCAAGGCGAGGCGAUGAAUAACAUGGAUGCCGUUGGUUCGUCAGGCUUCGGAUUUGGAGCGUCUCAGGGAAAUUCCAAUCCCAUGCAGGACUGGUUCUCCGGCUCACGCUACCUCAUGAACCUUAUGGAGCCAGGCGACGAUCUACAAAUGCCGGAUCUAGACCUUUAA
Messenger RNA from Alternaria novae-zelandiae, 1296 nucleotides. RefSeq lists its product as uncharacterized. Lineage: Eukaryota; Fungi; Ascomycota; Dothideomycetes; Pleosporales; Pleosporaceae. The transcript is spliced from 4 exons. Gene Ontology annotation, molecular function: DNA binding; zinc ion binding. Bases 1 to 1296 code for a protein of 431 amino acids. The record is from RefSeq and is a predicted model, not a curated record. Gene Ontology annotation, biological process: DNA-templated transcription.